Messenger RNA from Ricinus communis (castor bean), 3500 nucleotides. RefSeq names its product probable inactive ATP-dependent zinc metalloprotease FTSHI 2, chloroplastic. The transcript is spliced from 11 exons. The record is from RefSeq and is a predicted model, not a curated record. Gene Ontology annotation, cellular component: chloroplast thylakoid. Gene Ontology annotation, biological process: proteolysis. NCBI's taxonomy places the organism in Eukaryota, Viridiplantae, Streptophyta, Magnoliopsida, Malpighiales, Euphorbiaceae. The coding region runs from base 390 to 3044 and encodes 884 amino acids. Gene Ontology annotation, molecular function: ATP binding; ATP hydrolysis activity; metalloendopeptidase activity.
CAUAGCGUAAAUAACUUGUUACUUUAAAUCAAACCCGUUUGCCUGCUUGAAUUCUCCAGCUAUCAAACGACGUAUCGUUCUUCAACCACGAGUCGUCAAGCUAGUUGAAGCCGAUUGUCGUUCAAUCCAAUUUGCGGAACGAUGCGUUUUAAGCUGCGCCUCCAUUUCUUCUGUAAACAAACACAACCGGCUCUCUCUGUCUCUAUCUCUAUCUACAAGCUCCAAAAACAAUAAUCUUUCUCCGAAAUUACAAUUUGAUUCAAUUCGAUAAAUGCAAGAGCUAUUCUCCUACUGCUAUCAUACUUGCACCCUCUCCACAAUGUAAGUUUCUCUUUUUUAUACUGUCUCUUUAAAUUCUUUUAACUCAUCUUUAUUACAUUUUCAUUAUCAUGGCCAGCCAUUUUCCUUUUAGCUCUUCACUUUAUCCGAAAACCCACAAUCAUAAUCCCCGUAAGUUUCUGCUGAGGCACCCAACUUUCCCUUCCAUUUCAUGUCAAAAACAAAACCCAAUUCUUGAAAACGACAAUGAAACCACUAAAACAUAUGCAGAUAGUAGGAAAACCCAUUUCAAUUUUCUGACUUUACCCAUAACUCUCACUGUAAUCUCCACUUCUUUCACAGCACAACCUGCUCUUGCUGCUGUUUCAACAGCGAAAACAACCCGUAAAAAGAAAACCCAGAAGAAAGCACCCCAAGAAACAUUAACACCUGAUCAGCUUAAACAAUGGUCUAAAGAUCUCCCAAUUGUAGCAAAUAGAAUACCGUAUACUGAAGUUUUGAAGUUUAAAGAAACUAAUAAGCUUAAACAUGUAAUUAAAGCUCCUAAGGCUUGUCUGAAACAACAAGCUGAAGCUGUAUUAGUUGUUUUGGAUGGUAAUCAAGUUUUUAGGACUGUCUUGCCUUCUUUUGUGAGUAAUAAGAGGUUCUGGGAUUCAUGGGAUGAGUUAAAGAUUGAUGCAUUGUGCAUUAAUGCUUAUACUCCUCCGGUUAAAAAACCAGAGAUGCCUAAGCCGUAUUUAGGGUUCUUAUGGAAAGUCCCAGAGUUUUUGUUGUCUAAGUUUAAGCGUAAGAAGGAGUCAAGGAGAGCUAUGGAGUUGAGAAGAGCAAGAGAAGAGUUUAAGAGGCAAAGAAAAGAGGAGUUAGCAAGAAUGAGGGAAGAGCGGGAAAUGAUUGAAAAGGCAAUAAAAAUGCAAAAGAAGGAGGAGCAGAGGAGAAUAAAGAAGGAGAUUAGGAAAAAGAAAUAUGAGGAGUCACUGCGUGAUGCAGAGAGAAAUUACACACGAAUGGCAAAUAUGUGGGCUGAUUUAGCACAGGACUCAAAUGUGGCUACAUUUUUAGGACUGGUAUUUUUUGUGAUAUUUUAUCGCACGGUGGUGCUUAGUUAUCGAAAACAGAAGAAGGAUUAUGAAGAUCGCCUGAAGAUUGAGAAGGCAGAGGCAGAGGAGAGGAAGAAAAUGAGGGAGCUGGAGAGGGAGAUGAUGGGAAUUGAGGAUGAGGAAGAAGACGAGAGUGAGCAAGGGAAAGGUGAGAAAAAUGCUUAUUUGAAGAUGGCUAUGCAGUUCAUGAGGUCAGGUGCUCGUGUUAGGCGUGCCCAUAAUAGGAGAUUACCUCAGUACUUGGAGAGGGGUGUGGAUGUGAAGUUCUCGGAUGUUGCAGGACUUGGGAAAAUCCGACUUGAGCUUGAGGAAAUUGUGAAGUUUUUCACACAUGGGGAGAUGUAUCGGAGGAGAGGAGUGAAAAUACCAGGUGGCAUACUUCUAUGCGGGCCUCCUGGGGUGGGGAAAACCUUGCUGGCAAAAGCUGUGGCUGGUGAGGCAGGUGUGAACUUCUUCUCCAUUUCUGCAUCUCAAUUUGUGGAAAUAUAUGUUGGAGUUGGUGCUUCUCGUGUCCGAUCGCUUUACCAAGAAGCAAAGGAAAAUGCUCCAUCCGUUGUCUUUAUUGAUGAGCUGGAUGCUGUUGGAAGGGAGCGUGGUUUGAUUAAAGGUUCUGGUGGACAAGAACGUGAUGCUACACUUAAUCAGCUUCUUGUAUGCUUGGAUGGAUUUGAAGGAAGAGGGGAAGUGAUUACUAUUGCUUCCACCAAUCGACCAGACAUUCUAGAUCCGGCACUUGUGAGACCUGGGCGCUUUGAUCGAAAAAUUUAUAUCCCCAAACCUGGCCUUAUAGGACGUAUGGAAAUCCUAAAGGUUCAUGCUUGUAAAAAGCCUAUGGCUGAUGAUGUGGACUACAUGGCUGUUGCUAGUAUGACAGAUGGGAUGGUUGGUGCUGAGUUGGCCAACAUAAUUGAGGUUGCUGCAAUUAAUAUGAUGCGCGAUGGAAGGACCGAGAUGACAACAGAUGACUUAUUACAAGCUGCACAAAUAGAAGAGAGAGGAAUGCUGGAUAGGAAGGAAAGAAGCCCUGAGACUUGGAAGCAAGUGGCUAUUAAUGAAGCAGCCAUGGCAGUUGUAGCUGUGAACUUUCCAGAUCUUAAAAAUAUCGAGUUUGUCACAAUUUCUCCUCGAGCUGGAAGGGAACUAGGCUAUGUUCGGAUGAAAAUGGAUCACGUCAAAUUUAAGGAGGGAAUGCUUAGUCGUCAAUCCCUCCUGGAUCAUAUUACUGUUCAGAUGGCACCACGUGCAGCUGAUGAGCUUUGGUAUGGCGAGGGUCAGUUGAGUACAAUAUGGGCAGAAACUGCAGACAAUGCGAGGUCAGCAGCAAGAACCUAUGUCCUCGGUGGCCUUUCUGAGAAACAUUAUGGCCAGUUUGACUUCUGGGUUGCAGAUCGAAUUAAUGAAAUUGAUUUAGAAGCACUACGGAUUCUCAACUUGUGUUACGAACAAGCUAAAGAGAUACUGCAGAGAAACCAUAAGCUGAUGGAUGCUGUUGUAGAUGAACUUGUUCAAAAGAAAAGUUUAACAAAACAAGAAUUUUUUCAUCUAGUUGAGUUGUAUGGCUCUAUCAAACCUAUGCCGCUAAGUAUACUUGAUCUCAGGGCUGCCAAACGUGCAGAGUUUCAAAAAAUGAUGAUGAACCAGAAGGAAAAAACCCCGAGCAAUUUAUAAGUGAGAUACCAAGAGAACUCUGGUAACGAACUCGAUCAUUGUUUUUGGGAUGGCAACGCGGAGAUUAGCCAAGGAAAGUUACCUGUCGCCUUCGAUUGAUGAUGCAAAUUGCAGAAUAGCUAUGGCCGUAUUCUGCAGUUCGACUUUGGAUCAGAAGUGUGAUCGAAUGCUGAAUUGCUCUGACCACGGCGGAAGUGUUCUGAUGACUCAGAAGAACUGGGUUCAAUUCAGCUGUAAUCCAAUUGAAGUGUUUUCUUCUCUUUUCUAUUCAUAUGUUCCUUACUAAAAGAUUAACUAAAUUGCGGGCAACUCAUUUUUCCUAUUUUUCGUUUUGCCUCGUCAUGUACAUAAAAUCUGACCUUAUUAUUAUUAUUAGGCCAAAUGUAUAUUUGGAUAUUUUAUUUUUCUAAAUAACAUUGAAGCUUAUUCUUUUUAAAAAGAAUAAUAUUGAAACAC